Messenger RNA from Oryza brachyantha (malo sina), 2703 nucleotides. Its product is annotated as pyrophosphate-energized vacuolar membrane proton pump-like. The record is from RefSeq and is a predicted model, not a curated record. NCBI's taxonomy places the organism in Eukaryota, Viridiplantae, Streptophyta, Magnoliopsida, Poales, Poaceae. Gene Ontology annotation, cellular component: membrane. Gene Ontology annotation, molecular function: diphosphate hydrolysis-driven proton transmembrane transporter activity; inorganic diphosphate phosphatase activity. Gene Ontology annotation, biological process: proton transmembrane transport. The transcript is spliced from 8 exons. Bases 150 to 2438 code for a protein of 762 amino acids.
CCACCUAUAUAAGAACCCUCACCUGCAAGAAUCUCCAGAGAGAAAGAGGAUAGAGAGAUACUGCACAGUGGUAGAGACGCUAAGCUAGCAGCUCGAGGGUUUCGGGGGUUUUGGCCGCAGCGGCGCGCGCAUUCCGUUUACGGCCAGCCAUGGCGAUCCUGUCGGACGUCGCCACCGAGGUGCUGAUCCCGAUCGCCGCCGUCGUCGGCAUCGCUUUCUCCAUCGCGCAGUGGGUGCUCGUCGCCCGCGUCAAGCUGGCGCCGACGCCGCCUGGCGCCUCCAGGGGCAAGGACUCGUACGGCGACUCGCUGAUCGAGGAGGAGGAGGGCCUCAACGACCACAACGUCGUCGCCAAGUGCGCCGAGAUACAGAACGCCAUCGCUGAAGGGGCAACAUCAUUCCUUUUCACUGAAUACCAAUAUGUUGGCGUUUUCAUGUCGAUAUUCGCGGUGGUGAUCUUCCUCUUCCUCGGCUCCGUCGAGGGGUUCAGCACAAAGAGCCACCCCUGCACAUACAGCAAGGACAAGGAGUGCAAGCCGGCUCUGUUCAAUGCACUGUUCAGCACUGUCUCCUUCCUGCUUGGAGCCAUCACCUCAGUGGUGUCUGGCUUCCUUGGGAUGAAAAUUGCCACCUACGCAAAUGCGCGGACUACCCUGGAAGCGAGGAAGGGUGUCGGCAAGGCCUUCAUCACCGCUUUCCGUUCGGGAUCGGUGAUGGGAUUUUUGCUGGCAUCAAAUGGCCUUCUGGUGCUUUACAUUGCGAUAAACUUGUUCAAGAUGUACUAUGGUGAUGAUUGGGAGGGUCUCUUUGAGUCUAUCACUGGCUAUGGCCUUGGUGGAUCUUCAAUGGCUCUGUUUGGAAGAGUGGGAGGAGGUAUCUACACGAAGGCGGCCGACGUCGGUGCCGAUCUUGUUGGCAAAGUUGAAAGGAACAUCCCUGAAGAUGAUCCUCGGAACCCUGCUGUGAUUGCUGACAAUGUUGGAGACAACGUUGGUGAUAUCGCUGGAAUGGGAUCAGAUCUGUUCGGGUCAUAUGCUGAAUCUUCCUGCGCUGCCCUUGUUGUCGCUUCGAUUUCUUCCUUUGGGGUCAACCAUGACCUCACUGGGAUGCUGUACCCACUGCUGGUCAGCUCCAUGGGCAUCAUUGUCUGCUUGAUCACUACACUCUUUGCAACUGACUUCUUUGAGAUCAAAGCCGUGAAAGAGAUUGAACCAGCAUUGAAGAAGCAGCUCAUCAUUUCUACAGCUUUCAUGACUGUUGGUAUUGCACUGGUUAGCUGGUUGGCGCUCCCGUACAAAUUCACCAUCUUCAAUUUUGGUGAACAGAAGGAAGUUACUAACUGGGGAUUGUUCUUGUGUGUUUCAAUCGGUCUAUGGGCUGGUCUGAUCAUUGGAUACGUGACAGAGUACUACACUAGCAAUGCAUACAGUCCUGUGCAGGAUGUUGCGGAUGCCUGCAGAACUGGUGCUGCCACAAAUGUCAUAUUUGGGCUUGCUCUAGGAUACAAGUCGGUUAUUAUUCCGAUCUUCGCUAUCUCUAUUGGUAUCUAUGUCAGCUUCACCAUUGCAGCGAUGUACGGCAUAGCGGUGGCUGCUCUUGGCAUGCUGAGCACAAUUGCCACUGGACUGUCCAUCGAUGCUUACGGUCCGAUCAGCGACAACGCUGGUGGCAUUGCUGAGAUGGCAGGGAUGAGUCACAGAAUCCGCGAGAGAACCGAUGCGCUUGAUGCUGCUGGAAACACAACUGCUGCUAUCGGAAAGGGGUUUGCCAUUGGAUCGGCAGCACUGGUGUCACUUGCGCUGUUUGGCGCCUUCGUCAGCAGAGCCGGAGUGAAGGUGGUCGACGUGCUGUCCCCCAAGGUGAUCAUCGGACUGGUCGUCGGAGCCAUGCUCCCGUACUGGUUCUCCGCCAUGACGAUGAAGAGCGUCGGCAGCGCGGCGCUGAAGAUGGUGGAGGAGGUCCGGCGGCAGUUCAACACCAUCCCGGGGCUGAUGGAGGGCACCGGCAAGCCGGACUACGCCAACUGCGUCAAGAUCUCCACCGACGCCUCCAUCAAGCAGAUGAUCCCUCCCGGCGCGCUUGUCAUGCUCACGCCGCUCAUCGUUGGCACGCUCUUCGGUGUCCAGACCCUCUCCGGUGUCCUCGCCGGCGCUCUCGUCUCCGGCGUGCAGGUUGCCAUCUCUGCAUCAAACACCGGUGGUGCGUGGGACAACGCAAAGAAAUACAUCGAGGCUGGCGCGAGCGAGCACGCAAGGUCGCUGGGGCCCAAGGGAUCGGACUGCCACAAGGCGGCGGUGAUCGGCGACACCAUCGGCGACCCGCUCAAGGACACGUCGGGGCCGUCGCUGAACAUCCUCAUCAAGCUCAUGGCGGUCGAGUCGCUGGUGUUCGCGCCAUUCUUCGCCACCCACGGAGGCUUGCUAUUCAAGCUCUUCUAGGAGAGAUGAAAAUCGGCCAAAUUUGAGGACGAACAUUUUCGAUCGAAUAAUAAUUACACCACGGAUCAUGUGGGCUGAAAAAAAAAACAAAGAACCUCUGCAAAUAAUGUUGCUUUGGUGGUAGUGGGACACUAUCUCUACGAUUUAAUUUUGUCUCGUAGGUUUUGUAAUUUGUAACUUUGCUGUGUUUCAUGCCUGCUUUGAGCUUUAGCUGCUGGACGGCUUGUAUAAAGUGACCAGAUGAUGUUCAUCUGCAGUUUACGUC